Molecule: messenger RNA, 1850 nt
Organism: Papilio xuthus (Asian swallowtail)
Lineage: Eukaryota; Metazoa; Arthropoda; Insecta; Lepidoptera; Papilionidae
Exons: 4
Coding region: 476-1102 (208 amino acids)
Source: RefSeq, a predicted model, not a curated record
GCCAGACAGAUGAGUCUAGCUAUAAUUUAAAUUUAUUCUUAGUCUAUGGAAUUAAUUGAUACUGAAAGUUUGGAUUCAUAGUUUUCAAAGUUUAAUCCAAAUUUUUGCAAAUCCAAAUUGCGUUAGUAUUAAUUACAAUACGCUUACCUUCUAAUAUAUAUAAAUCACAUAAAAAAUAUGUACGUCAAGUAAAACAAUGUUGUUACACUCGUUUAUUUAAAAAAGAAAUGUGAUGGGGGUGCGAGUGCGAGGUCAUCUGAGUGAACACCCUCCCAUGGCGAGAACGAUACGAUCUGCUAGAGGCAAAGCAGCGCCGGAGGCGGGCGGCCGGGUGGCCGGGCGACCAACGGCAGUCGUGCAGACGGCCUGAGCUCGGCUUGUCGGCUGGUCACCAUUUACGUCCCGUCGCUGAAUAACUUCGAGCCUUUGACUCGCUUUACGCAUGUUCAACAUUCUAAUUUAAUUCUCACCCACCAUGGGCUGUACUAGCAGCGCUCCGAACGUCAUCGAAGCUCAUACCAAUUCUACAGAUAGAACUAUACAUUUUUUGGAGGACGAAAGUAUUAAUAAAAAUAAAGAGAAUGAAUUAAACAAAGAAAAUGGACUUUCUAAAUGUGAUAAUGUUAAUGAUGUACACUUAGAUAGAAAUAAUUUGUAUAUACAUAACGGUUCUACAACCACAGAAAAUAUAGAAGAUGACCAGAGCAAACAAGAGGAUAACAAUCAAAUGAAUCAAAACGAUACUGAUUAUCGGGAACAAGAAAAAAUAACGACUUUAAAAGAAGUCGUUGAACACGUCCUGUCUAACAAUGUUUUGGAAAAACAUGAAAACAUAGAAAAUAGUUCUUCUGAAUCGAACCUUACCCAAGUAGAAGCUAUAGAACAUGAGACUGACACUCAAGUCGAACGAAGUAAAGAUGAAACGUCUUCAGUAACCGCCCCGGAAGAGAUCAAGGAAGUAGUAGAGGAGUUAGCAAGUCCGAGUCAGUCGGAGGGCAGCCGCGCAACGCGCUGGGAGGCGCUGGCCGAUAUGGCCGCCGAGUUACCCCCGUCACUCACCGUGGACCCCAUCACCGGACAAAUUUAUGCACUCAGCAAAUGACAUAACCAUAGCAAUAUUGCAACGAUAUUUUUUAUCAUAGAUUAUUUAAAAAAGUAUUUUUACUUUAGCUUUAUAAAAUAAAUACAAAAUCGUUAUAACUCUUAAUCUGUUUUCUUAACUACGUUUAAUUUGGUCUAUAAUACGUAUAAGUUAAAUAGACCGGUGGUUCUAACAGAUCCGUGUUUAUAAUUAGAAACCUUGAAAAACUUAAGAUUAUAUUUCGGAAACGGACCUGGUUUUGGUGACAAAUACUAAAAGUUUGAUUGGUCAUUUGAUUAUCUCUCUAUAUUUAUGCCACUCACCAAGAAUCGCACACCAGGUUUUCGUCCAGAUCCAUCUAUCACUCCUCAUCUCAGUCCUCCCUUCUUCCUAGAUUAUGUUACCUCUCACGCAAUCCAUCCAUCUCUUCAUGGGCCUACUACUGCCGUGUAUCCUUAUGGACAUUAAGACUUUCUAAUAGCCUUUUUAAAAUAGAAAUAAAUAGUCUACUAUUGUAUCUAACGUUCUAGGUCUAGGUCAAGGACAAGGCGUGAGUUUUAAAUAUAUUCCAUAAGUUUAUAUGUGAGAGGUAAUUGUUGUAUUCACAACAAUUAUCGCUAUUAUGUAAACAAAACGUAAGUAGAAAAUUGAUGACGCUACAGUUCCCCUUUUUAGAAUUUGUAUAAGCAAACAAAACCAAAACUAUAAUCCAUUUUGACAAUCAAUCAUUCUCAUUUAACCUUUUUAAAAAAAAAGCCUCAACUUAUUU